Molecule: messenger RNA, 273 nt
Organism: Cylicostephanus goldi
Lineage: Eukaryota; Metazoa; Nematoda; Chromadorea; Rhabditida; Strongylidae
Source: the annotation of a GenBank genome assembly
AUAGCACAAGCGCUCCAACCUCAGUCUGGUGGUGCUAGCUCGGAUUACCUUUCCCCUCAAACCGUAAAUCGACUACAGCAAGACUUCAUGCAAGGCGGUUGGUCGGCAAACUACAGGUCACUGAUACCGACUGGGUUACAGACGAGUGGUGCCUUCUUCAAUCCGUCAACCAUGGGCUACGGUGGAUUUGCAACUGGCGGAAAUAAUGCAGCACUACAAAGAAAUUUUCCCAUCUACGGAUCAAACAUGACCAACUACUCAAAAUGCUUGUGA